CAGCAGUGUUCCUCCUCGUCCCGACGCCAAACCUGCCUGUGCCUUCGUAAACUGAUUAUUGUGUUUUCUGACUGGAGAGCGACUCUGUCAGGCUGGUGGAUGGGACCAGUCUGUGCUCAGGCAGACUGGAGGUGAAGUCUAACCAGAGGUGGUCCUCAGUGUGUGAAGCUGACUUUGACCAGCAGGAUGCAGAGGUGGUCUGUAGGGAGCUUGGCUGUGGGGCUCCUUCAGUCCUCCAGGGGGCGCUCUAUGGAGAAGUGGAGGCUCCAAUGUGGACCAAAGAGUUCCAGUGUGGAGGCCAUGAGUCUGCUCUCCUGGACUGUAGAAGCUCAGGCUCAGAUAGAAACACCUGCUCACCUGGCAAAGCUGUUGGACUCACCUGCUCAGAGCCUGUCAGGUUGGUGGGAGGACACAGUCGUUGUGGAGGAACACUGGAGGUGAAACAGGGAGACUGGAGACCAGUGAUAGGCUUUUACCCUGACUGGACCCUGAAGACAGCAGGUGUUGUCUGCAGAGAUCUGGACUGUGGCUCUGCUGUUUCUGUAGGAGAGAGAAAGGAGUCCUCAGACAGACCUGUGUGGAGGAUCAGGUCUGACUGUGUUCACUCUGGAUCUGCUCUGAGGGAGUGUGCAACAUCAUCUUCCUCUUCCUUCGUCCUGAAUCUCACCUGCUCAGGUAAGCCCAUCAGUGACAUCAUCAGUGACAUCAUCAGUGACAGCAAUGUUUCCAGUAUGUUCCUUCCUCUGUCACAGUGA
This is a messenger RNA of Epinephelus lanceolatus (giant grouper), 755 nucleotides long. Lineage: Eukaryota; Metazoa; Chordata; Actinopteri; Perciformes; Serranidae. The record is from RefSeq and is a predicted model, not a curated record.